Messenger RNA from Cladophialophora psammophila CBS 110553, 819 nucleotides. RefSeq lists its product as uncharacterized. NCBI's taxonomy places the organism in Eukaryota, Fungi, Ascomycota, Eurotiomycetes, Chaetothyriales, Herpotrichiellaceae. Bases 1 to 819 code for a protein of 272 amino acids. The record is from RefSeq and is a predicted model, not a curated record. Gene Ontology annotation, cellular component: membrane. The transcript has 2 exons. Gene Ontology annotation, molecular function: serine-type endopeptidase activity.
AUGAGGCUCAAUGAUUUUAACUUGCAGUCAUCCUCGUUGAAGAGACUCAAGGGGGUGCGGAGAGGGUUUGCAGCAAAUAGAGGUGGAUCGCUGCCGCCGGAGCUUCCGUUUCGAGGGUAUCCCGGUAGCAGAACAAUCAUGUACUCCUGCGUUGCAGCCUGCCUCGGCAUCUGGACGGCGUGGCAUUGGAGUAUGGGAAAUUUCCCUCCCAAGACAGAGGGCCCUGACAAGCGGCCACAAAACGCCACGCAAAGGAAGACAUUCGAUAACCUGCUCAAACACUUCACUGUCAAAUUAGAUGACGUGAAGCAGCAAAGAUGGUGGACGCUGGUCACCCCUGCGUUCAGCCACAUCCAGACCUAUCACAUCGUGGGCAACUUGUUCACCUUCUCCACAUUUUCGAGGAUGCUACUCUGGUACGGAAUUGCUCCUCUGCGCUAUGGACAACUAAUUCUGGUCUCCGCCGUUGCGGGCAAUGCGGCAUUCUUGUACCAGGCAUCCCAGAGACAGCGUCAACACGAUGGGAACCGCUGGCUGCAAUCCAGGGCGCUUGGCUUGUCGGGGGUAGUCAUGGGUCUGGGUGCUGCGGUGUCGUUGGCCACUCCGAAAGCCAAGGUUCUCCUCUUCGGCGCCAUUCCCAUGCCGGUCUGGCUGCUGAUGGUGCUAUACGCCGCUUACGACUCUGCAAGACUAGAGGACCAAACCUCCACUGUCGGGCACGCGGCACAUCUCGGUGGAGCUGCUUUCGGGGCCAUCUACUAUCUGGUCGCGCUGCGGAGCAAAGCAGCGCUUCCGUAUGCCUGGAUGUUCAGAUCUUAA